AGAUGUAGUGGAGUAAAAGUACAAGAAUGGAAAGAAAAGAUUCAGUAUAAGUACCUGAAAUUUGUACGUAGGUACAAUUCUUGAGUAAAUGCAUUUAGUUACAUUUCACCACUGGAUUUUGGACAGUGUGCUAUUUAUAAAUACUGCUCUAUGGUGCACUUUGUAAUUUUAUAAAUAGGUUUACCAGUGCGUCAAUCCAAGUCAUAGGAAAAGUUUCCCCACAGUCAGUUGAAGUGCUGGCACAGGCACUUUGUAACCACACUACAUUAAUUGAACCUCCAAACUGUCAAAGUAUCCCUUAAAGGAUAUUGACAGUCCUCAGGAGACUCUUGAAUAACUCUGAGCUCAUUUUGUUUCAUUCCACCAGGUGCUAACAUCCUGAGGGACUCCUCGGGGAACGUGAAGCUGGGCGACUUUGGAGCCAGCAAACGUAUCCAGACCAUCUGCAUGUCUGGUACAGGAAUCAAGUCCGUCACUGGCACCCCCUACUGGAUGAGCCCUGAAGUCAUCAAUGGGGAGGGCUAUGGCCGCAAAGCUGAUGUAUGGAGUGUCGCCUGCACUGUUGUGGAAAUGCUGACCCAGAAACCUCCGUGGGCCGAGUACGAGGCCAUGGCAGCCAUUUUUAAGAUCGCCACCCAGCCUACAAAGCCUUUGCUUCCUGAGGGUGUGUCCGACGCGUGUAGGGACUUCCUGCGGCAGGUGUUUGUGGAGGAGAAGUGGCGGCCGACUGCAGACGUUCUGCUCAGCCACCCGUUCGUCCAGGGAAGCUUCUGAGCCCUGCGGACCCCCUUCCCCUCCCCUGCCUGCCUACAAGGCCUCCGAGACACCGGCGCCUCCCCUCCUCUCCGGCCCGCCCCGUCCCCAGGGCCCUUCCCCCUCUCUUGGUCACCAGGCUCCAGGGCUCAGCAUCACUCCAGCUUUCUGCCCUGUCAUCUAUCACCAGUGUCAGCCUUGUCAGGACCCCUGCAUCUCUCACCAACUAGCUCAACCCGGAUCGCUCGCUGAGAGGCCAGGUUGACUGCUGUCAGACCUCCAGAGUCCUCCGAGGCGUCGCAGUGUGUUUCCCCAGGAGGAGACUGACGGGAAAGCACUUAGCAGUCUCACACGCUACAGACUGCUGUCCUUUAACAAGAGCAAGAAAGAGGCCAAAGUUAGAGAGCAGUGACGUCUCAGGCUCUCUGGGUCUUUGCUCAUUUACUGCCGCAGAACAGUGUUGAGGUUUGGCUUAUGUGAUCAUGACUGACUGGUGACAUUGAUCACAUCUGAUAGUACUGUAAGUUACUCACCAGCCCUCAUUAGCUGUGUGUGGAACUAAGAUGGCAAAAUAUUUUUAUACGGCUUACAAUAACGCAUACAGUCAUCUUAGCCGAUGAGUUUUCUAUUGUCACCUGCAAAAUGUAAAUGUAUUUUUGUCAACGCCUUACAAUAAGACUUUGUAAGUAAGAAUGUCUUUUUUUAAACAUCUUAGAGGGGUUGCAUUACCCAACUUUCAUGGCACUCAGAACCCCAUUUAGAAGGAUUGUCAAUAUUGCACUUUUGAUAUCAUGCAUUGAAACAUUUCCAACAUGCAGGAUAAUCAACCAAGGAGAUAUUUUUCUAUUUGAAGCAUUUUUUGUAUAAUUUCUUAAAGAAGAAUUGUGUAGUGUAAAGAAAAGAAGAACCAAACUUUUGCAUCAGUGUGCAAUGUCUAUAAAGCAAUACCAACUUUACUGUUGGAGUCUGUGACAUCCAUUCUAGCUUCCCAUGCAGUCAGCCUUGAGUCCAUCGAAAUAAAGUGGCCAAAGAGAUGUUGCAGAGA
Molecule: messenger RNA, 1798 nt
Organism: Plectropomus leopardus (leopard coralgrouper)
Lineage: Eukaryota; Metazoa; Chordata; Actinopteri; Perciformes; Serranidae
Source: RefSeq, a predicted model, not a curated record